AUACAGAUUUAUCUAUCAAAGUAUCUGAAAAAAGUGACAUAUCAUUAGAACGAUCUCCGUUAAAAACGUCGUUAAAUGCAAAUAAUAAGCAAAUAUGGUGUAAAGAUUGUGAGAUUUCGGUAGACGCAAAGUUAUUUCAAAGUCAUAUUCACGGAAUCACUCAUCUAGCAUUUUCGAAAAAUAUAAAUGAAGAACCUUUACCCGAUCCUUUGACACUUAAUGAGUUAAAAAGGUUAAAUUCGAAACAAUCGGCAGCUCAAUAUGAAAAAGAUCGCAGGGAUAGAAUUAGAUUACUUGCUUAUAUGAAUAGAUGA
This is a messenger RNA of Scutellospora calospora, 314 nucleotides long. Lineage: Eukaryota; Fungi; Glomeromycota; Glomeromycetes; Diversisporales; Gigasporaceae. The record is from the annotation of a GenBank genome assembly.